CGUGGACGUGGACGGAGAUCUCGUGAUGAGGAACUGGCGCAUGCAUAUUUGUUACCGUUGAGUGCAAUGCAGAUUUCAUCAAUGCCGUUGACUGAACUGAACCGCAUCGUUCAUUCAUUACAACUGACUUCGCAACAACAAAAUAUGAUCAGAAAAAUUAGGAGAAGAGGCAAAAACAAGUUAGCCGCCAGGGUGUGCAGAAAGCGUAAAAAUGACAGAGUUAAGGUAUGA
Anisakis simplex (herring worm) is the source of this 231-nucleotide messenger RNA. Lineage: Eukaryota; Metazoa; Nematoda; Chromadorea; Rhabditida; Anisakidae. The record is from the annotation of a GenBank genome assembly.